GCCAGCCGCACUUCCACGAGUGGCGAUGGUCCAAGCAUGGCUGUUUUAUUAAACUAGACUAAGGCCCUCAUCUCGGACCUCCAGCACGUCUCCUCACAGCACGUCUCUCUUUCUUGAUUCUUGCGACAGCUUCGACUACGCAACAAUGGCACCAAACAAGGAAGAAAUCACCAUUGUCGAGACUGCCACCACCUCGAGUGGUGAGCAACACGAGGAGAAGAUCGUUAUCAAGCGCGCCGAUGAUGCCUUCCAAUUCGCCGCCGAUGCUGAGGAAAUCUCAUGGACACCGGCCGAGGAAAGGAGGGUCGUGCGCAAGAUUGACGUCGUGAUUCUGCCUCUCCUCUUCAUCGGUGCGGCGUUGGGAUACGCUGAUGCUCAGGCUUUUGGUUUUGCUGCGAUUUUUGGCAUGAUUCAGGACUUGAAGCUCUAUCACAUCCCCGUGAUCAAUGGCGUUGCAAGAGUAGACCUCCUCGAUACGGAGAGAUACUCUCUCGCAGCAGCUAUGCCGCAACUCGGCUCCCUCGUCCUCCCCAUGAUCGCUCUAUACCUGGCACAAUACGUCUCAUACGGCAAGCUGCUUGGCAUCAUGGGUGUAUACACGGGUCUUCUCGCCACAUUGACUGUCGUCUGCCGUGGUUACGAGGAUGUUCUUGCCCUUCGAUUUUUCUACGGUCUCACUUCUGUCAUCGGAGCAUUGGCGGUCAUCGUAACCCCCAUGUGGUGGAAGACCGACGAACAGCCACUGCGCGUAGGCACAUACAUUGCCGGCUCCGCUCUAGGAAACUUGAUCGGACAGGCAGUCGACUUGGGUGCCAUCAGCAUCCAGGGAGGCGUCUACGCAGGACACGAGUGGAAAUGGAUUUUCGUCAUCCUUGGAGUGAUCGCCAUGGCAUAUGGAGUCGUUGCUACCAUCGCCUUCCCAUCCGCUCCGAUGCGAGCCUGGUUUUUAAACGCUCGAGAGAAGCAGAUUGCCGUCCGCCGCUUGGCCAAGAAUAACACUGGCAUCCAAACUCGUUCUUUCAAAUGGAAGCAAGUUGUUGAGGGCGUGUUGGACCCUCAGGUCUGGCUCUUGGGGAUUUACUCGUUCGCUUUUUCCUUCAACAACAACGCAUUGGGGUCAUUUGGUGCUUUCCUGGUCUCUUCAUUUGGUGUGUCGCCUACAGAAGCCAUCAAAUUGUCUAUGCCCAUCUCAGCCAUUGCUGUGGUCUGCAUGGUUUCCUCUGGUAUCCUGGGCACGUUGUUCCCGCGCCACCGCAUUCUUAUCGCCAUGGCAUACAUCGCGCCCAGUAUCAUCGGCAAUGUGAUUUUGUGGAAGGUCAAGACCAGCUUCGGCUCCCUGCUAGGAGGUCUAUACAUCGCCGCCACUUUCUAUGGAGCAUUGAUCCAAGGCUUUUCUUUGAUCGCUGCCAACACAGCUGGACACACAAAGAAAACUGUCAUCAACGGAAUCAUUGUUAUCAUUUCCAACCUUGGCGGAUUUGCCGGUCCAUUCGCAUACAAGGCCAAAGAAGCUCCACAGAAUUACCCCACCGGACAGAUAUCUGCCAUUGUCCUGCUCGUAGCAUCUCUGGUCUCAUUCACCCUGCUCAACUUCUACUACCGCUACCAGAAUCGCCGCAAGAUUACACAGCGGGAGCAGAACCCCGAGCUCGUGAACGACCCAAAUCUCGCGUUCUUGGACUUGACCGACAAGCAGAACCCUGCUUUCAUUUACUCUACGUAGAGUUCGUUCACGAUCCUGUGUUCAUUCCGUAUUUUGCGAAUAAGAUAUCCACGAAACACGUUUCCUAUUUUCACGUACCAGAUUCUCUCGAGCCACGAAUCUGCUCAUUCUCGAUCCUAAAGUUACUGCGGCUCCAAGCCCACGUGCUACCUCAUUGAACUUCGAUACAUGUCAAGGUCGCAUGGCGGUCUUCCAUCCGUCCGAAAAUUCCAAAGCUCCCUCAGGGAC
Molecule: messenger RNA, 1951 nt
Organism: Dissoconium aciculare CBS 342.82
Lineage: Eukaryota; Fungi; Ascomycota; Dothideomycetes; Mycosphaerellales; Dissoconiaceae
Product: MFS general substrate transporter
Exons: 9
Coding region: 146-1723 (525 amino acids)
Biological process (GO): transmembrane transport
Cellular component (GO): membrane
Molecular function (GO): transmembrane transporter activity
Source: RefSeq, a predicted model, not a curated record